Messenger RNA from Pseudopodoces humilis (Tibetan ground-tit), 765 nucleotides. NCBI's taxonomy places the organism in Eukaryota, Metazoa, Chordata, Aves, Passeriformes, Paridae. The record is from RefSeq and is a predicted model, not a curated record.
AUGGAGGGACCCUGGGUAGGCAAUUGGAGGCCUCAUACCCGACGGGGCCCAAUCCUUGCAGAGUUUGCUACCCCAGGUCCCAAGUACUGGAUUCCUGGGACAACAGGUCAUGCGGCUCAUGAUCCUACCAAGUACAGAGCCCCUGCAUACUCAUUUCGAGGGACCAAAUGUCCCGCCGAAUACAGCUGCUCACCAGGUCCUCGGUACUACAUCCAUCCAUCCAUCAGCAAGACUGGGAAGCAUGAAGCUCCAUCAGCACAAAUGACUUCACGUCCCAAGACCAAGAUAGAAGUCACCCCUGGACCCAGGGACUAUACCACAGAUCCUGCCAACAAACACAUCUACCAUACUGCACAGGUGAACAGCCUGAAGUCCCGACCCAAGGACAUAAAAGGCUUCCAAACGCCAGGUCCUGCCACCUACACCCUGCCCAGGAUUCUGGGACCCCACACAGCGUACACCCGUGCUGAACCAUGCUACUCCCUGAAAGGGAAGAGUCUAUACCAGAGCGCUUUUCAAGACUUUGCAAGGACACCAGGUCCUGCAGCAUUUAACAGGGUGGAACUGGAUGUCUACAAAACUAGGGCUCCCAAGUAUACAAUGGGACUUAGAACCAAACUUGCUGGCAAGGAUGGGGUUCCAAGUCCAGCAGAGUACACCCUGGGAAAGUUGUCAGUGACCAAGGCCCGGGACCCUGCUUACACUUUUGGACUGCGACAUUCUCUCUACAAAGCUUCUUUAAUACCUGAAACACAUCUUGAUUAA